CCGGUUAUCAGUAACGACUGGUUACUGAUAAAGUACUGGCCUUUUACUGUCUUAAGUUUUUUCUUUUUGUUCCUAUAUCUUCGUAAUCCUUUCAGUUUCUCAUGCUUCAAUUUCGUCUAUAAUUUUCAUCCCUCUCUCUUCCUCUUUCUCCGGUUCCCUCGUUUUGUGGUUUCUUUGAUUCAGCAAUUGAUCAAAAUGAGAUUAUGUAGCGGUUGCAGUAAACCAAUUAUUGACAAAUACAUGUGGCAAAUUAAAAACGAUGAUCGAUUUUUUCAUUGGAACUGUUUGAAAUGUCAAUGUUGCCAAACUAUUUUAAAAGAUCUAUGUCAUGUUAAGGAUGGAUCUAUUCUUUGCAAAGAGGAUUACAAUAGACUCUGUGCACCUCGACAGUGCCAUGGUUGUCGUAGUCCCAUAGACAGUAAUAAAGAUUGGGUAAUCAAGAUACCGGCAGCUUCGAAUAAACAAUAUCACAACACACCAACAAGUGGAUCCUCAUAUGUUUUAUACCACCUUAGAUGCAUCAGAUGUUGUUAUUGUUCUAAAGAUCUCAACCCUGGGGAUCGUUAUAUACUUAACAAGGCUAAUCAAACGUUGGUCUGUACUUCAUCAGCCUGUUUAAACCAUCAUAACUCAACAGUUUAUUCUUCAGCCGUUUCAUCUCCCUAUGCAUCAUCCAUGCCCCCUUCACCACUUCAACCUGCUCCUCCGCAACAUCCUAAAAUGUCUGUGCCAAGUGGAAGAGGAAGACGAGGUCGUGGUGGAGGAAUGUACAAGAAGCAGUGAUUUAGAAAUGACGAAAAGAGAAACGUUUUUACUAUUUUAAACUUAAAAGAGCGGAAUCAAGACUUGACCCUUUGACAUUACAAUGCAUGUUCAAGAGAUUUAUCAUGUAAAUAGCAACAGAGAAUCAAAUCUAUCAAUGGAUUUACAACAUUUUAAUGCACUUAAUUUUACAAAGAAUCCCCGUUGAAUUCUUUGAGUUUACUUAUUACCAUCAAUUCAAAACUAUUAUUCAACAUUUUUACACUUAUUGUAUUGAGAAUUCAUUUUUUCAGCUCAACAUCGUUAAUCUCGGGUAGCUCUUUUUGCUCUUUUGAUUGUAAUAAAAAAACAUGACAAUGCAAUGCAUGCAUUAUAAGUUAAAAAA
Tetranychus urticae (two-spotted spider mite) is the source of this 1147-nucleotide messenger RNA. RefSeq names its product LIM domain transcription factor LMO4-B. Gene Ontology annotation, cellular component: nucleus. Gene Ontology annotation, molecular function: cis-regulatory region sequence-specific DNA binding; DNA-binding transcription factor activity, RNA polymerase II-specific. Lineage: Eukaryota; Metazoa; Arthropoda; Arachnida; Trombidiformes; Tetranychidae. The record is from RefSeq and is a predicted model, not a curated record. Gene Ontology annotation, biological process: positive regulation of transcription by RNA polymerase II; neuron fate specification; axonogenesis.